AAAUUGGUGCUUUGAAACAACUUGAAGAGCUCAACAUAUCCAAGAAUCAUCUGCAACGACUGCCAAUACAGCUAAGCGAGUGCCAGCGUCUAAACGUGCUGAACCUCAGUGACAAUGUCAACAUCUGGCAUAUACCCGAGCGGGUCUCCAACCUACCAUCACUACAAUCUCUAUCAGCGGAUCGUUGCUCACUUUUUUACCUGCCAGUGGCACUUUCUAAGUUCAUAAACCACGUCCGCAUAUUUCACAACACAUCCAUUACUCACGUGCCCAUGAUCUAUGAGAAGCACUUCCAAACUUUCUAUGAUAAUCGCGCAAAAGUAACACCGCUUGCUGUAACACACGACAGUUUCUUCUGGGUGUUGGAAAAGGAGACCAAUACUAGACUACUACUGCCCUUCGGAACACGUCGCAUCUUUUGUGUGCCCUCGCUAGACAAUCAAGUCACACUUUACGACGACUGUCUAAGGGCAGUACAGUAUCUGAGUCGCUACAUGCCAUUAUGGGAGAAUGUAGCGCUCAAGCAAAUGCUACCGGAGAAGUUCAUCUACAAUCAUAUCGUACAUGGACCGACUGCCCGUUGUACAGUGCUGAAUUGUUCCAAUCCCUUGUACACAACUUACUAUUUUAUGGCUGUGAAACGGUGUGGCAGCUCGUCGAAACAAAUUUUCACUUGCUACUUUUGUUCGAAUCACUGUGCGAAUUUGUGGCUGUUGGCGAAUGGCAAGAAAUACUAUCAGUUAGAGUGGGAGGUGUGUGAAGAUUAAUGUGUUCGCAGCGAUACUGCUGUAAACUUGUAAACACACAUGUACAUAUAACGGUCGAGAAAUGUACAAUAUAUAAUUUAAUAACUAAACGCUUAAGAAAAUAAAUUUAAGUAGACGCAAUCUAUUUGUAGACAAAAUU
This is a messenger RNA of Bactrocera oleae (olive fruit fly), 906 nucleotides long. The record is from RefSeq and is a predicted model, not a curated record. Lineage: Eukaryota; Metazoa; Arthropoda; Insecta; Diptera; Tephritidae.